Molecule: messenger RNA, 981 nt
Organism: Fraxinus pennsylvanica
Lineage: Eukaryota; Viridiplantae; Streptophyta; Magnoliopsida; Lamiales; Oleaceae
Source: the annotation of a GenBank genome assembly
AUGAAGAGUCUUCUACAACCAUUACCAACAUCCUUCACUCUACGCUUCCUCCCUUCUACCCUCUCUCCCAGUACUACCAUUAUACUCACUCCCGCUCCAUUACUUCAUCUUUCUCAACCUCCUUCCAUACGGCGUCGUCUCUCUCUCCAAUCCAUGGCCUUCUCUUCUCAAUCUUUAACUCAAAAUUUAUCCACUCCCGAUGAUAACGUUUUUCAACUCAUCCAGGCUCAUCAGGAAAAAGCAGCUCGCCUGCCUCCGAUUGAGGAAGUCAGAACCCUACUCGAUCACAGCUUACGCGGCAUCCUUUCCACUUUCUCUCAGAAGCACGAGGGUUAUCCAUCAGGUUCCAUGGUUGACUUUGCUUGUGAUGCUUAUGGAUCUCCAAUAUUAGCUGUCAGUAACUUGGCAGUUCAUGCAAAGGACCUGUUAGCUAAUCCCAAAUGCUCACUGCUUGUCGCAAAAGAUCCAGAGGAUAGGUCCGACUUAGUUAUUACAGUACACGGCGAUGCAACUCCAGUCGAUGAGAUCGAAAGAGAUGCUGUUCGCUCUGCAUAUUUGGCUAAGCAUCCCAAUGCAUUUUGGGUCGACUUUGGUGACUUCCAAUUCCUGCGCAUUGAACCCAAAGUUGUACGAUAUGUCACAGGUGUUGCGACAGCUUUGUUGGGGUCGGGAGAAUUCAGCAAGGAGGAGUUUAGAACUGCCAAAGUGGAUCCCAUAUUUCAGUUUUCAAAGCCUAUAACUUCCCACAUGAAUAAGGAUCAUACAGAGGAUACAAAGCAGAUUGUGCAGCACUCUCUGUCGAUACCGGUGGAUUUUGCUUACAUGUUGGACGUAGACAGUCUUGGUUUCAAUGUGAAGGCUAGCUGCCAAGGAGAGACAUUCAAGCUUCGAAUUCCGUUUACUAGAUGUGCAGUGGACAGAAAGGAUGUGAAGACACUCAUAGUUGAAAUGCUUCAAGCAGCCAAGACACGGGGAAAUUGA